CUACCAAGUAUGAUCUUAACUUGAGUAAAUGCAUCACAACUAUGGACUCCUUUUUAUGAAGUUUUUAAGAGCUGUGAUAUAUAUCCAACAUAGUUUUACACUCUUUGCGGAGCGAAGUCUCUUCCUCAAACUAAUCGUUUGAGCUACCACAACAUAAAAUACAACAUGGGUGCAAGUUUUAUAGUUUCAAAGUUUAAUUUCAUCAUUGUAUUAACGGCCAGAUUUAUGCUACUGUUUUAUUAGCUUACAUUGACAUAAACCAGUAGGAAGCUUAUCAUCUUCUACCGAAAUUUGCAUUUUUAAACUGCAAAGCAUUGAAUGGCUACACUGCCAGUGCAACCCGCUCAUUUUUGUGACGAGAACAAGUUAGCAACAGAAAGAAUAUAUAUAGUUUUAUAAACCAGAAUUUGCAUCUUAAUGUUCCCACUUUUAAGAGAAAAAAAGUUAUCUCGAAACAAAUUUUUUUAACCCUCUCUGGCCUUUCUCUUUUGAUGCGCUUACGAUAAACUAUUCAAUGCGAAAGUGAAUAAAAGAUAGAAAAUUAAUGGAAUACAUAUACAGACAUAGAAUUGUCUCUUUUCUGAAACUACACAUACACUAAAGUAAACGUCAUAGCUUAUAGGUAGGUUACAGUACAUAUAACUGUUCCUGUGUCCUAUAGAAAGUGAUGGUAUGGUAGGUAAAUCGUACUGGUUGAAUCUAUGAGAAUACAGAGUAAGAGAUCUUUUGAAAACUGAGUAAGAACAAAAAUCUUCAAUUCUCUGCAGUAGCAAUUCUAAGUUUUAUAGAAAAACAAACUGAGCAGAGCACUGAGUCACUGAUGACUACGCUUGCAUCUGUGCUCCAACUCCAACACAUCCGAAUGCGUAGAGCAAUGCAACUGCAGCCCAAUACCAUCAUUGACAAAGAGCUCCACUUGCAAUUUCUCUGAUGAACCGAUUUGUGCAUGGAUUCCUUUUGUAUUUGAGUUUUUUUCCGAAGGCAUAUACAAGCAAGAAGCCCAUACGUUUGCUGUUGGCUUCGUCAUCGGCUCCCAGCUCCCUCAUGUUGGUGAUAGUUCAGCUCAUGCUAUUGUGUCAUCAUCCUAGGAAAGUUUAAAGGCAGAAAACACUGCAUACUACCACCAAGAAAAUUCAUACCCUAGUUUGGCAUAUUGUUAACAAUUUAGUCUACGAGCGACUACGUGCAUGAAAGGUCGCGCUAUUUCGCAUCCCCGCAAAAUAAAUAAUUUUUGCCGCUUUUAUUGCUUCUAAAUAAAUAUUAUAAUAAUCCCGUUCUAAUCACAUAAAAGUUUGCGGGAUAUCAUUGCAUUUGGACGCACGCUUUUUACGUGAUAUUUUUCGAUUUUGUUUCGGGUCUUGUUUUUUUUUUAAUCAUACCUACUACAUUUUUCCUACUUUGAUCUUUUAUUCCAAUAAACAAAAGUGAUGUAAUAUAAUUAAAAGAAAAAGUUUAUUUGAAAAGAUAAAAAUAAAUAAAUUGGAGCUUCAUCACAAAAAAAAAAACACACACACAUCUGUGCACUGAGGAAUUAUUGCAGUCAGCUAUUAAAUAUUUUUUGGAGAAUCUUUUAAAUUUUCAGACGCUAUGCAAAAGUACUAAAUCAUAUUGUUCCAUUACCAUUAUUGCUGUACCUUACCUCCCUCUUAAGUUAUUUUGUUCAGCAACCAAUUAAUUAUUCCACGGAUGGUGUUAAGAAUCUUUUCCUUUACGUGUGCAUUUAGUUAUAACUUACGAGUGUACCUACUACUCAGAAAUAUUAAAAAUAAAUAGGCACAUUUUCUUGAGUGAAAGUACCAACUAAUGUACAUACCUACCUACAUGGAAAUAGAAUAAACUAUAUUAUAAUUUAAAUUAAGAGAGAAAAGAAAUCUUUACAAAAACAGAAAAAAACUUAAUAAAUUUGGAUACAAAACUACAAGAGUCUUCGUUAUUUAACAUAACAUAAACUUUUAACAAACACCAGGAACAAAAAGAAUUGAUUAAUGUGUAAUAUCUCAACGCUUUGUCUUUCAUCCCUCCCUAUAAAAAUAGUACACAAAAUUUACUCUUGAAACAAAUUUAAAAUUAAAUAAAAAAGAGCUUAACUUUAUAUAUCCCAGCUUUGCCAUUAUUAGCCAUAUUCAUAAGAAAUAAAAAAAAAAUAAAAACAUUUUUGUUCACUGUAUCAGCCAAUUUCCUGUCGCCUAAACCAGUAGAACUAUCUUAAAAACAAAUAUUUAUAACUAAAGUGAACUGAAGUGACUAUCGCUAAAAAGAAAACUUAGCAAAAGUGUCUUUGAAACACCGGUUAUCCUUAAAAUCGCUAAGUUCCGCUUUUGCUUUUUGCGUUAAAAUUGUGUUUCUGCUCAUCCCCUUAUAUACAUAGAUUGUAACACAAAAAUAUAAUCUUGGAUUAAAGAUUAAAUAUUGCCAUUUGAUUAUCCUCAAAACAAGGAUGAACUUUAAUUAAAUAAAACUUAACCGAAGUAUCUGAUUAAAUAACAAAAUAAAUAUUAUUCAAAUAAAUUAAAUCAACGAAUUGUUUAAAAAAAUAUUUACACGCAAAUAUUAAAUUUUGUUAACUACGGGAAACGUUUCUAGUCCUUUUAUUUUGCCAUACAGUUUUAAGUUCUCACUAAAAUUAAAAUUGUUUGUUUUAAUGUAAGAAAAAAAAAAACUCCCAUAAUCAUAAUUUACAUUAAUAACAGCAGUUAACUAAUCAAUAAAAACGAAUAUUUUUGCCUAAAGGAGAUUGCGUUAUCAAAGGGAUUGCGUUGAAAUCCAAAAACGAAGGAGUUUAACUAAAUAAACAUUAACUAAGGAAUUAUAUAGUACAUCGUCUUUUUACAUCGAUAACAAAUUUUGUGAUAUAUUUAAAAUAAAACAAAAAACUUAAAAUCUAUUUGAAAGAAUAUUUAAAAUUAACAAACAAAUUACUUUUUCUUGUUUUUUUUUCUGGGUGAAAUUAAUGGUUUUUGUAUAAAAUAAAAUUUCUAAACAAAAGUGAUCAAGUGUUCGUCGCUCAUCUAUUAUUUUCAAUAUAAAGAAAUCUAUAACAACAAGAAAAACAAUUUAAAUAAAUAAUAAAAUUUAAAAAAUGGCCGCAAUGGUAAACAUGAACAGUCUUUUAAAUGGCAAAGAUUCACGCUGGCUGCAAUUGGAGGUGUGCCGAGAAUUCCAGAGGAAUAAAUGUUCCAGACAAGAUACGGAAUGCAAGUUUGCGCACCCACCGGCUAACGUUGAAGUACAGAAUGGAAAAGUGACCGCUUGCUACGACAGUAUUAAGGGUCGCUGCAAUCGUGAUAAACCGCCAUGCAAAUACUUCCACCCCCCACAGCAUCUAAAGGAUCAGUUAUUAAUUAACGGAAGAAACCAUCUUGCCUUGAAAAACGCACUAAUGCAACAAAUGGGAAUUGCACCCGGACAGCCAGUUAUGCCUGGACAAGUUCCAACUGUGGCAACAAAUCCCUAUUUAACUGGUAUUCCAGCAAACACUUACAGUCCUUACUUCGCUCCUGGACACCUAGUGCCUACAAUAUUGGGACCAGAUCCAUCAGCCGUUGCAUCCCAAUUAGGUCCGGUUGUAUCACAAGCAGUUCCUGUUGCACAGCAAAAAAUUCCAAGAUCCGAUCGAUUAGAGGUUUGUCGCGAAUUUAUGCGCAGUGCCUGCAAGCGAGCUGAGUCCGAAUGCCGUUUUGCACAUCCACAGGAAAGCGUUACCACACAUGAAGACGGUUCUGUCACGGUUUGCAUGGAUGCCGUGAAAGGUAGAUGCGCUCGUGAUCCUUGCCGUUACUUCCACCCCCCUUUGCACCUGCAGGCACAAAUAAAAGCAGCGCAAUCUCGGGCUACUGCGACUGCACCUGUUUCUGCUGCUACUCUGACACAUCCCAUCCCAACGCCUGGGGCCGCACCUCCACCAAAUGCUGUUGCCAUUGGCCAUCCACUGGAAGUGGGCAAGAAACGUGCAGCUGAAAAUGAUAUGUUUCAACUGAUGGAUGUAAAAACGGUUGGUUCAUUUUACUAUGAAAAUUUCGCGUUUUCUGGUAUGGUUCCCUUUAAACGGCCUGCUGGCGAAAAAUCUGGUAUACCCGUGUAUCAGCCAGGUGCGACAACUUAUCAACAACUAAUGCAAUUACAACAACCAUUCGUACCAGUGUCAUGUGAGUACCAAAGUCAAAAUCCUUCAGCUACAACUGCAAUUCCACAACCACAAACAUCCACCACGGCAAAUCCAAUUAUCGCUAAUAAUACCAAUAAUCAUUCAAUGAUAAAUAACAACAGUUUUAUUUUAAAUAAUUUAAAUCAUUUGAAGAACAACAAUAAGAUAAGUCAAGUAAAUUUGAACAGUGUUCAUAAUAGUAUGGCUAGUAAUGGUAUGUUGAGUAUUAAUAAUUUAAACAAUAGUACAGUAAAUGUAUCAUCUUCAGCAAAUAUAUCCGACAUUGCAGCUACAAAAAUAAAUAACAGUAACAGUAGUAACGGUGUUGUCGUUAUCAAUACCAACAAUAACGUAUACUCUCUAAAAAAUAAUAAUAUUGGUAGUAACACUAGUGACUCUUCUCUAGUCAGCAAUUUAACUAACAAAUCAAUUUUAGAUACAGUCACAUCUACUAGUACAGCCACAACACAAGCACAGUCAUCUUCAAUUAACACACUCACUCCAUCAUUUUCAUCCACACCCCCUACAGUAUCCACAACACCAACUCUAUCAACUACUGAUACAUCACUGACAAACACCGUUAAUGUUUCGGGUGCAUUAUCAUCAUUAGGCAGUAGCAUCCCUGGCCAAAUGUUGUUGAGUACAUCGAACUUGACUACAGGCACACAAGCAGUAGAUGGGAAUGGUAUAGAUGCUUUUAAUGAGACCGUACUUCUUGAAAAUGCUAAUACUUUUCCUAACAAAGCUAGUAGCCCCAAUGCAACAAUCGCUUCCGAUUGUACCUCUACUGCAGCCACAGUAAAUUCUUCAUUGCCAUGUUCAAUGACAACCAGUAAUCCUACAACAACAUCUAGCAUGAUAAUGUCUACUGCUUUUUCAGCUCCUUCAGAACCACAGUUGAAGCUUAAUUUGUUGAAAAACGAACAAGCAAACAACAAUAUAAGUACAACGCUAACAGCUUCAUCAUCUGAUGUUUCAUUUUCGGCACCAGCGACCCCAAGUAUCUCUUAUUCGACAAAUUCUCAAAGUAGGUUAUACACUGCACCGCAUUCAUAUGCUAAUGUUAUAGUUUCACAUCACGGAUACACACCAGUAUCUUCAGUUGCUACGUCAGCAGUACCAAUAGCCUAUUCAACGGCACCUUCCGCAUACAACUAUGCUUCCUAUCCUACUCAAUCUUAUCCCAAUCAGUCCUAUCAAGCUCAAUGCUAUCCAACAAACAGUUACUAUGCAGAUGCUGCAACUAUAGCUAAAGAAGUUGCUCAAAAAAACUAUGCUAAUGCUGUUAAAAUGGCUGCUGCUUCCAAUGCUCUUUCGGGAAAACCUCUAUCGGCUGCCAUUAGUUAUACAGGUUUGCCUCUAAAUAAGACUUAUGUAGCGCAAACUCCUGGGGCUGCUGCUGUUGCUUUCAGUCAUCAUCAUCAACAGCAACAAGCUGUAGCUGCCGCAGCCGCUCAAGCUGCGCAGGUAGCUGGGCUUCGAUUAAGUUCUCAUACUGUUGGAAAUGCUCUUGGUGCUCCUCCAGUAUCGACGCCAAGCUUGCUCCCUAGACCACCAACUGGCUUUUUGCAAGCUUCGCCGAUGAUGCGUACUCAACCGAUGUCUAUGCCUGCAGCAGCAGCUUCAAACCCCUACGCAGCCGCAGCAGCUGCAGCAGCUGCUGCAAAUCAACAAUACUUACAGCAGCAACAGCAACACUUUUUCUAUCCCGGCAUGAUGGCAGGAUACCCUUACUCAAUAGCAACCUCCGGUGUCCCUGGUUUGGGAUCAGCAAGUGGAAUGCCUGGUAUGCCAUCUCAAAUGCAAGCUGCACAAAUGGCACAGAUGAAUCAGGCGGCAGCAGCAGCUGCUGCAGCUCAAGCAAGUGUUCAAGGCAGUGCAGUGGUCCUAAAUCCCUAUAAAAAAAUGAAAACAUCCUAAGAUGUUAUAAAACCAUCGAAUCUACUGUGUCCAGUACUUAGUCGAAGAGUAAACGUAUUCUCCCAAAUUCAAAAACUUAGAAUAGAUUAGAUUUAUAGAAUGAAUUAUGUGCCUAGUGGAAAAAUAUAAUAAACUAAUUUAGUUUUGAGGAUUUGUAAAUAUAACUCUAAAAGAGAACAUAAAAGUUUUAGGGAGAAAUAUUCUACGGCACUUUGCAGGUCAAAAUUUGCCUUUAAUUCUAAUUUAAUUAAAAUACAUGUUUACCUUACAAUUUUUUUCAAAUUUUUUUAAUUAAAAUAAUUUCUUUCCAAAGCAAUCAACCCAAUCGCGAUUUUUUCUUAAUCUUGGAUCAGGGUUUUUAUAGAAACAGUAACAGGAUUGUUUUCAAAUCUUAACUAAAUGCAUACUCCUACUCCUUACAUUUCCUAAUUACGUGCAAAGAUAUCAAGGAUUUCUCCCUACUUAGACUUUUUUGUUAUUGCUAUUUUGAUUGUGUACACAAUUAAAUAAAACAAAUAACUAACUAAUGGGAUAGCGAAGUACUGUGAUAGCUUCAACAACCAGAAUCUUGUCGCAUUGAGAAAACCAAUACUUGGAGUUUGCAAGUUCGUUCCUUUUUUCCGCCAUAUGAUGAAACAUCCUAACAAUACCUGCUAAAAUUUAUAAAUACUACGAACAAAUAAAUAGAAUAAUCACAAAUCAUGAUGAAAAAAAAAAAAAUAAAUAAAAUAGUAAUCUUUAGUAUCAUAUUUAAAAAUGUAGCUCAUCAGACAGAGCUAUAGGAUUUGAUUUUCGGUAUGAAUUGUUGAACGUCUCGUUUUCCUUGCCCUAAUAUUAAUUAAAUUUAUUUUUAUUUUUUCAUUUAUAAUAUAUAUUUAUAUAUAAAUGUGUUCAUAUAUAUAAAUGUAUACUUAUAUAUAUAUGUGUUUAUAUUUGUAUUUACAUGUAAACAUAUAACAAUAUAUGAAAAUUUUAAGUAUAUUUCUAGGUUUGUAAGAAUUUAAUAAGAAUUAAGUGUAGAAAACUAAUU
Messenger RNA from Episyrphus balteatus (marmalade hoverfly), 7094 nucleotides. RefSeq names its product mucin-17 (gene mbl). Gene Ontology annotation, molecular function: metal ion binding. Bases 3080 to 6064 code for a protein of 994 amino acids. The transcript is spliced from 12 exons. The record is from RefSeq and is a predicted model, not a curated record. NCBI's taxonomy places the organism in Eukaryota, Metazoa, Arthropoda, Insecta, Diptera, Syrphidae.